Molecule: messenger RNA, 2542 nt
Organism: Alosa alosa (allis shad)
Lineage: Eukaryota; Metazoa; Chordata; Actinopteri; Clupeiformes; Clupeidae
Gene: cops3
Product: COP9 signalosome subunit 3
Exons: 12
Coding region: 292-1563 (423 amino acids)
Biological process (GO): ubiquitin-dependent protein catabolic process
Cellular component (GO): COP9 signalosome
Source: RefSeq, a predicted model, not a curated record
UUGUUGUUCCUGUGGUCACGACAUACGGAAAUUUAAGGAGAUAUUAGAUAGAGUAUCCUCAUUUGAUCCGGGCAGCAGUUUUGUACAAAACAACACCUUUGCAGACUGAGGGAAGAAAUAAUUCAUUCUGCACUGCACGUGUUGUACGUUAUAUCAGACGGAACCCACUUUCUCGCGAGAUUAGGUGGUUGGUGGCGGCUGUGGCUGUGGCCCCGUCUGAAACUAGACGGAGUUGUUGCUGACAUUUGAAUGAAAACGUUGUGAAAAGUUACCCCGUAGACUCAUGAAAUAAUGGCUUCAGCACUAGAACAGUUUGUGAAUAAUGUGCGGCAGCUCUCGGCGCAAGGUCAGAUGACCCAGCUGUGUGAACUGAUCAAUAAGAGCGGAGAGCUUCUGGCGAAGAACCUGUCCCACCUUGACACUGUUCUGGGGGCCCUGGACGUUCAAGAGCACUCGCUUGGGGUGCUGGCUGUGCUGUUUGUGAAGUUCUCCAUGCCAAACAUCCCCGACUUUGAGACUCUGUUCUCUCAGGUCCAGUUGUUCAUUAGCACUUGCAAUGGAGAGCACAUCAGAUAUGCAACUGACACGUUUGCUGGCCUCUGCCAUCAGUUAACAAAUGCCCUGGUGGAACGGAAGCAGCCUCUACGUGGCGUCAGCAUCCUGAAGCAGGCCAUAGACAAAAUGCAGAUGAACGCCAACCAGCUUACCUCAGUGCAUGCAGACAUGUGCCAGCUCUGCCUGUUAGCGAAGUGUUUCAAGCCGGCCGUCCCCUACCUGGACCUGGACAUGAUGGACAUCUGCAAGGAGAACGGCGCCUACGACGCCAAGCACUUCCUGUGUUACUACUACUACGGAGGCAUGAUCUACACCGGCCUCAAGAACUUUGAGCGAGCACUGUAUUUUUACGAACAGGCCAUAACCACUCCAGCAAUGGCGGUCAGCCACAUUAUGCUCGAAGCGUAUAAGAAGUACAUCCUGGUGUCCCUCAUCCUCCAUGGCAAGAUGCAGCAGCUGCCCAAGUACACGUCCCAGAUCGUGGGCAGGUUCAUCAAGCCCCUGAGUAACGCGUAUCACGAGUUGGCCCAGGUGUACACCACCAACAACCCAGCAGAGCUGCGUGGCCUCUUGACCAAGCACGGUGAGGUGUUCGCCCGCGACAACAACACAGGGCUGGUCAAGCAGUGCCUGUCCUCCCUCUACAAGAAGAACAUCCAGCGGCUAACCAAGACGUUCUUGACGCUGUCCCUACAAGACAUGGCAAGUCGAGUGCAGCUGUCUGGACCUCAGGAAGCAGAGAAGUACGUCCUACACAUGAUUGAAGAUGGUGAAAUCUACGCUAGUAUUAACCAGAGAGACGGCAUGGUCUGUUUCCACGACAACCCUGAAAAAUACAACAACCCUGCAAUGCUUCACAAAAUCGAUCAGGAGAUGCUGAAAUGCAUUGAGUUGGAUGAGAGGCUGAAGUCUAUGGAUCAGGAGAUUACAGUCAACCCUCAGUUUGUGCAGAAGAGUAUGGGAACGCAGGAAGACGACGUCGGCAGCAAGACCUCCAGCUACUCCUGAGGGCCUGUGGCGCCCCCUGGCUGUGGCUUAGUGCCCAAUGAUUCAGUAUGGACAAUAUUCAUGGAAAACUAUACACGUGAAUCAUUUGUUUAUUCCCGUCCCCACCCCAUUCCACCCUACUAUGAAGCCCCCCCACACACACACACACACACACACACACACACACACACACACACACACAUAUAUAUAAACACCCAUCCACGCAUCAAAAGCGUUUUUUGUCAGUGUUUUUAUUUAUCGAUGUGGAGCUGGAAGAGCAGAUCCUGUUUUAACCAAAAUUAAACACAACGCGUCCCAGCCGGCAGCUAACUCUGGCCCGACAUGGACCUGGAUCUGCGCCGGUCCACUCGAUCGGCUCUCAACCUGACCGGCCCGUGAUCUGCUGAUCCAGUAGCCAUGCCAACGUCAGACUCCGCUGCCGCCAGGGGUGGUGAUGAUGAUGAUGUGAUCCGAUCCGAUCCGAUCCGAUCCUCUUGGUUUCCGUACGGUGGUGACCCACACACACACACACCCACCACCCCCACCCUUCACUUCUCUUUGGCCUCCGUACGGUGGACACACACACACGCACACACACACACGCACACCCACGCACGCACAAACACGCACACACACACACACACACACACACCCUCCACCUUUCUGUGUUUCUCUUUGUAGACACUGGUUUGCUUUCCCUGUUUUUCUUUUUGCCUUAUGCGGCUCUUCUGUAGGUGAACAUGUAUGGAAUGCACAUAACAACAACAACAACAACAACAACAACAACAACAACAACAACAAAAAAGAGAAGUCCCUCUCAGUGUGCUGUAGUUUGUUUGGUGUGGGUGUGAUUCAGCAGCAAUGCUGUGGCGAUGGAGGGUGAAUUCGGGUGGAGGGUAUCCACUGUGGGGUUCUGUUUCCUUCAGCUCUUGGAGUUGGGAAAGAAGCAUGUUAUUUGAUGGAUAGCUCAACACAUCAUUAAAAAAAUGUACAGCCUUCA